UCUGCGCCUCUCCGCAGCCCUCCCUUUUUUUUCCUCAGCCGUGUAAUGGCUGCUCCCAAGACACAGGGGGCUGCUAUCCAAGGAGAGGAGGACGGUGAUGGCAACCGUGGCGGAACUGGGGGUGUCAGUUAUGAGGACAGUAAGGAUUGUAUCCUGGAGCCGCUUUCCCUGCCAGAAAAUCCAGGUGGCACCACCAGUUUAGAAGGUUCUCCAUCUGUGCCUUGUAUUUUCUGUGAAGAACAUUUUCUUAUAGAUGAACAAGACAAACUUCUGAAGCACAUGAUCAUUGAACAUAAGACUGUCAUAGCUGAUGUUAAGUUGAUUGCUGAUUUCCAAAGGUACAUUUCAUAUUGGAGGAAAAGGUUCACUGAACAGCCCAUUACAGAUUUUUGUAGUGUGAUAAGAAUCAAUUCCACAGCUCCAUUUGAAGAACAAGACAAUUAUUUUUUGCUGUGUGAUGUUUUACCAGAAGAUAGAAUACUUAGAGAAGAACUUCAGAAGCAGAGACUGAAAGAAAUUCUGGAACAACAGCAACAAGAGCGAAAUGAUAACAGUUUUCAAGGCAGUUGUAUGUUUUGCAAUGAGGAAUUCCUCGGAAACAGAUCUGUUCUUUUGAACCAUAUGGCCAGAGAACACACUUUCAACAUUGGGUUGCCAGACAACAUUGUAAACUGCAAUGAAUUUCUGUGUACAUUACAGAAAAAGCUUGACAACUUGCAGUGCUUGUACUGUGAAAAGACCUUCAGGGACAAAAAUACACUUAAAGAUCACAUGAGGAAAAAACAGCAUCGUAGGAUCAAUCCUAAGAACAGAGAAUAUGACCGAUUUUAUGUCAUCAAUUAUUUGGAACUUGGAAAAUCCUGGGAAGAAGUUCAACUAGAAGAUGAUCGGGAGUUGCUAGAUCAUCAGGAAGAUGACUGGUCUGAUUGGGAAGAACACCCUCUCUCUGCUGUCUGCCUAUUUUGUGAAAAGCAAGCAGAAACAAUUGAGAAAUUAUGUGUCCACAUGGAGGAUACACAUGAAUUUGAUCUCCUCAAAAUAAAGUCAGAACUUGGACUGAACUUCUAUGAGCAAGUGAAACUAGUCAAUUUCAUUCGGAGGCAAAUUCACCAAUGUAGAUGUUAUGGCUGCCAUGAGAAGUUCAAGUCCAAAGCAGACUUAAGGACUCACAUGGAGGAAGCUAAACAUACUUCACUGCUUCCUGAAAGACAGACAUGGGAUCAACCACAGUAUUAUUUUCCAACCUAUGAAAAUGACACUCUGCUAUGUACCCUGUCUGACAGUGAAAGUGACCUGACAGCUCAGGAACAAAAUGGAAAUAUCGCCAUCAUUAGUGAAGAUACAUCUAAACUGCAUGCUUUGAAACAAAGCAGUAUUUUGAACCAGUUGCUACUACAUGAGUCCUUGAAAAACUAGAAGAAACUGCCACAUAAGCAAUGUUUCAUGUUUUCUCCAAUGAGACAGAUGCAAAAGAAUACUUUAAAUUUGAACAUCAGCAAAGGAUUAGUCUUUGGUAAAAUUUUUUUUUUUUUUUUAAUUGGCUGUCUUGGGUCUUCAUUGCGGUGCACGGGCUUCUCAUUGCAGUGGCUUCCCUUGUUGCAGAGCACAGGCUCUAGGCUCGCAGGCUUCAGUAGUUGUGGCUCGUGGGCUCUAGAGCGUGGGCUCAGUAGUUGUGGCACACAGUCCUAGUUGCUCUGCAGCAGGUGGGAUUUUCCCGGACCAGGGAUUGAACCCGUGUCACCUGCUUUGGCAGGCGGAUUCUUAGCCGCUGCAUCACCAGGGAAGUCCAAAAUAAACUUUUAAAAAACUAAUUUUUUUCCCAAAAGUAAAGUAGAAACUAAAUAAAAUGAAGACUUUUUGUA
This is a messenger RNA of Lagenorhynchus albirostris (white-beaked dolphin), 1862 nucleotides long. RefSeq names its product zinc finger protein 277 (gene ZNF277). The record is from RefSeq and is a predicted model, not a curated record. NCBI's taxonomy places the organism in Eukaryota, Metazoa, Chordata, Mammalia, Artiodactyla, Delphinidae. Bases 46 to 1416 code for a protein of 456 amino acids. The transcript is spliced from 12 exons.